Messenger RNA from Symbiodinium sp. CCMP2592, 2243 nucleotides. NCBI's taxonomy places the organism in Eukaryota, Dinophyceae, Suessiales, Symbiodiniaceae. The record is from the annotation of a GenBank genome assembly.
GUGCCGGCUGUCGCGCAGACUGGCGAACGUUGGAGCAGGUGCCCCAAACACUUUCCGCCUGGCUUGAGCACUACAAGGUGCGAUUGCACGCGAAGAAGUUUCGGUCCACCGGUCCGGCGAAGGUGCUGCGGCGCAUCGCGAAACAUGUGAACGACGAGAACUUGCAGCAAGUGACCGUGCACCUUGCCUACUAUCUGAUCUCUCUGCCACUGGAGGACACACUGGAAGAGAAUCAGCCUGGGCAAUCUGUCGUCCUCCUGCUGAUCAGGAGUUUGGAGCGGCUCAGGUCCAAAGGCCCAGAGAGUCUCGGCCCAUGGUUGACGGGGUUGUUGGGUGCCAUUUCUGCCUACGCUCCGAUGAUCAUGCCAGAUCAAAAGCUACGCGCAGCCUUGCUUUUCGCGAUGCCAAAGCACCUUUCUGGGAAGAAGGUGCAGCUUCAGCUGGAGAAGGCGAUCAAGACUUGGAAGGUCGAUCUCGCAGCGAGCGAGCAUGAGUCAGAGGUCGCAAAGCUCGAGGAGGAGCUCUCCUCUUUGGAAUGCAGACCCCGGAAGAUCUUUCGGAAUGUGGUGGCAGCGCUGGCGCCGCCUGAAGUGCCCGGAGAGGAGAAGCCACUUAGUCCAGAUACUCGAGGCCUUCAGCGCCGAAUUCGACGGCUGGCCUUGCAGUGCCUGAACCUGCUGGAUCCACGGGAUCCAAGGAUCACGCCGUUGCUGCAACACCUACGGUUUCUCACGGACAAAGUGCCGGAGUCGCAGGAGCAGGUGUUCGGGUUCAAGCAGUGGCAGCGCCUACGAUUGAAAGUUGCUGAGUUUUCCCCACCCAGCGCAGCGCUCCCGGUCGCAGCGAGCGAAACGGGGCGCGCGCCGAAGCGGCCACGGACGCCAGGAGGCCGGCAGAAAGGGGGUCUCUCUCGCCGCCGCAAACUCUUCCGUCAAUGUGUUCUGCGUCCAAAGUGUGCCUUUGGUACGCAGGAGGUGACAAGGCUGCUGAAAGGCCACGAGCUGCCAGAUCUGAUGUUGGCCUACGCCCUCUUCCGCGAAACAAUCCGCCAAUGCCGAGAGCAAUGCCCCAAGGAGUUUGAUGAGGAUCCUGAGAGCACCACGAUACUGCGCUUCGAAGAGGUUCUUCAGCACCUGCCGGACAAAGAGGACGCUCGGAAGCUACGACGCUUCCUUCGAGGGACCUUUGCCGACCUCACCGGCCGGAAACACUUCUCCUUCUGGAGGAUCUUCGAGGAAUGCCACUUCACGAACGUCUUCCACCGGCAUGAUGCUUGCAACAUCUGCGUGGAGCAGCUCAGGCCGAUCCUCUCUUUCGAAGCAGUCCUGCCAGUUGUCGUGCUCAUCUACCACACGGGCAAUCGAGCCUUCGUGCGGCACAUCGUUGCCCAGGUCGAACGUCGGCACCGCCGGGGUCGGCUGUGGGAUGUGAGCGAACACGUCAGCUUUUGGAAGGCCACGCUCGAGAGCUACCUUCAGCGCUUCACGUGGCAGGUUCAUGACAAGGACGAGCCUCUACCAGAGCUUUAUCACCGGCGAUUUCGGCCGAUGCUGCUGUGGAACAAUCAGGUGCGCAAGCGGCUCUCCGAGGCGCGGGCAGCCACGGCCACCGGGGUGAACGAUCUCGAGACUCUGCGGAUGUGGAUGAGGGACCACGCUCUGAACCAUCUCCAGCAGAGGGCUACUGUUCUGAUGAGCCGAACCGAUGAAUUUGCCGGAUGCAGGACCUAUGAAGCCCUGUACGGCUGUCUCAGACAAGCCCUGGCCGAUGCACUUCCAUCGAACAAUGAGCUUGACUUUCAUGCGAAGAAUCUGGCGAACCUUCUUGAGCCUUGGCUUCCCACCGCAGCGCGCGAUGCAGAGUCUGAGGCCAACGGGCUGGGUCCAGGGUUCCGGCAGAUGGCGCAUAUCUGCCAAGGCAAAGGCAAGCAGGACGGCCUUCUCAGCCGUGCAUUGUUGGAGACGGAGUUGGCGGAUACAACCCGCAUGCUUGAAAAGCGUUUUCCAAAGACUUGGGCUAAGCCCAGAAAACGCCAUGUGCAGGCUCUGUAUUGCGAGCUGCAGAAGCUGUUUUUCUACCUUCGAAGAGGCCACCCGGCGGUGACUUUCCGCCGUAGCAUUCCCGCGAUGUCCCUUCGAAGCCUUGAUGUCCUAGCACGGCGGAAGACAGAGGCAAAGGCUCCCGGCCGUCUUCGAAGGCGGUCUCUGAAAGCACGGAGAUGGCCCCAGGAGGAGAAGACGUGA